AUUUUUUGUUAACAUAACCUAAGUAUUGUAAAGAUUUCUCUUAAAUAUGCAAUCUUUUAAAAUAAUGUCUCUUACAAAUUUUGUUUGCAAGUACUCUGUUAAGGUUAGACCAAUUGUCGUGACCGAUGAAAAUGUCCUGAACAAAAUUAGUGAUAAUGUUUUUAGACCAAGGAAACACCCGGGUGUUAUGAACCCCAAAACGGUAACACUUCCAGAAGAAUUUGUUAAAGCAAUAGCAUGUGUUACAGAAGAUUAUCCUAUCAAAACACUGCACGUAAAUAGCCAAAAGUUAAGUAGACAUUUAAAAGGUAGAGUGCCUCCCAUGGAGAAGGAAGAAAUUAAAAAUAAAACUCAAGAAAUGCAUGCUAAAGUUUUAUCAAAGUUCGAAGGCAUAAUCAUCGAAAACGAGGAGGACGAGAAGAGGUUUCAACAAAUGGUUCAAAAUAAAGUAAAUAAUAUUUUAAGAGAAAAAAUUUACAACUGGAAACCUAUUAACUAUGAUGCUUAUAAUUCCCUUUUAUAUUUACUGGUUAGAGCACCGCCCGAGUACGCAGUUUUAAUAAAAAUAUUUGGUGAAAUUUCUUCCAGGGAUCCUGAAUUUAAGCCUAAGAGCCUUUUCGAUUUUGGAUCUGGUGUCGGUACAGCAUCAUGGGCCGCUCAGAUGUAUUGGAAGAAUCACAUCUUUGAAUAUUUUAAUGUCGAUUCAUCUCGAGAUAUGAAUGAUCUAGCCCUAAUAUUACUACAAGGUGGCAGAGGCACGGGCAAUCUUCCUAAAGGCACGUUUUAUCGACAGUUCCUACCCGCUUCUAAGGUAACAUACGAUUUGGUAACGUGUGCCUAUUCGUUACUUGAACUGCCUUCGCUCGAGGCCAGGCUCCAAACUCUUGUAAACUUGUGGAAUAAGACGGAGAGGUAUCUCGUAAUUGUAGAGCAAGGGACUAACGCAGGUUUUAAAGUUAUCAACGAAAUACGAGACUUUAUACUUCAAGUGCAAGACGGAUCGAACAAAGGUCACGUCUUCAGUCCGUGCCCCCACGACGAAACAUGCCCAAGAUUUCUGCUGGACGACGGAACGCCGUGUAAUUUUGAAGUAAGAUAUUUCACGUUGCCCGUUGGCCAAAUAUCCCAGUCCAAAACCGAGCUUUAUUCGUACGUGGUGCUUAAGAAGGGUAUGCGAGGGGAAAACGAUCUCCGGUGGCCGAGGAUCGUCAGACCUACCCUCGUCAGAUCGAAACAUACCAUUUGCCGGGUGUGUACGGCUAAAGGAAACCUCAGUGAAGUCAUAUUUACGGCUUCGAAACACGGAAAGAUAACGUACCACUGCGCUAGGUCGUCGAAAUGGGGCGAUCUCCUUCCAGUAACAGUCGAUUUCCAAACUUUUAGUGAAAACGAUGGUACUGAUGAAGAAAGUAAUAGUAGUGAUACCGCUAUUAGUAAUAAUGAAAAAACCGUUUGUAGUAAUAGUGAAGUCGUUGGUGGUGGCAUUGAGGCACCUCCAAGUAAAGACUGUGUAAAAACACCUGGCGAUUAUACUUAAAAUAUAGCUAUUUUCAUUUG
Messenger RNA from Anoplophora glabripennis (Asian longhorned beetle), 1557 nucleotides. Its product is annotated as methyltransferase-like protein 17, mitochondrial. Gene Ontology annotation, molecular function: structural constituent of ribosome; methyltransferase activity. Gene Ontology annotation, biological process: translation. Gene Ontology annotation, cellular component: mitochondrial small ribosomal subunit. NCBI's taxonomy places the organism in Eukaryota, Metazoa, Arthropoda, Insecta, Coleoptera, Cerambycidae. The transcript has 9 exons. Bases 47 to 1537 code for a protein of 496 amino acids. The record is from RefSeq and is a predicted model, not a curated record.